GGUAGCCAAAGAUGUGUGACCUCUACUUUUUCACCCUAGUCGGAGAAUUUUGGUCCGAACUCCUCAAUCAUUGGAUGCCCAAAGCCCACAUUUUUACAUGAAUAACGAAGUUUAUAAAUGUCGCCUCUCUUUUUCUCGCCUCCAGCUAUUUCAGAAAGCACACGUGCCCUUUGACUCUUCUUUGACUUUGAGGUGAAGAAGCUUCCAACUUCCAACUCCCCCCCCCAUCUCCCCUAAUUCUCUCUCUCACACACGCCCUAAUUUCUGUCUGACACCACCGCCGAACCUCCAUCGCCUCGACUUUCGUGGUUUCAAUUCUCCCGACAAUGAGGCUUUCCGCGUGUUGAAGUGCUUCGAGCUGUGUUCUUGAAUUGCAGGGGAAUUUAGUUCAAUGCGUGUCAGCUUGUACUGUUGACUGAGCUCAGCGAGGUUGACUUGGAUCGGCCAAGACGAGUUUAGGGUCUUUGCAUCGGCAAAAUUGGAUGGGUUAGCUGGAUUUUCUAAUGCAUCAAUUCGUUUGUUAACUUCAUUUCGUUUCGAUUGUUGCUGUGAAUUCAGGAGGGGAAAAAAAUGCCCGGGGACCGGCAUUGUCGUCGUAUUGAUACUAUUGAGCUGAAACUUCAGAUUGAAAUGAGGCUUGGUCGACAAAAAACUGAGCAGUAUUUCAAUCUCUUGAAUAGGUACUUGAGUCUCAAGAUUAGUAAAUCAGAUUUUGAUAAGCUCUGUAUCAACUUAUUGGGGAGAGAGAGUGUUACUCUCCAUAAUAGACUUAUUCGAGCCAUAAUUAGAAAUGCUCAUCUUUCAAAGUCCCCUCCACCCAAGUGUGGAAAAGGGAAAGCAUCGUUGAAUGUGAAGGUGCCGAAUAAGUACCAAUGGUUUGGCAGAGAUUCAGUUCACGAGUCUCCAACAAACGGGAGGAUUCCGACUCCUUGGGAUUGUAAGUCCAAGGACCGAACUAGUCCACUCGGGCCCUAUGGGAAGCCCCAUAGUGUACCAUCUGAAGACUCAUUGCUGAAGGUUCAGGAACAGCAUAGUGCUACAGAGCUGUUGUCUUUAGGUAGCAGGCCUCCUGUCGAAGUCACCUCUGUGGAAGAGGGGGAAGAAAUUGAACAGCUUGCUGGAAGCCCUGGGACUCAUAGUCGAAGCCCUCUUAGUGCUCCUUUUGGAGUUUCUCUAAAUAAGAAAGGAACGAGGGAAAUGUUAUCUCAUGGAUCAUCACAAUCUGUUGGUGUGGAAACCUGCUAUAACAAUGGUGAACUUCCUGAUACUAGUUCGUUAAGAAAGAGAUUGAAACAAGCGUUGGAGAUGGAGGGUUUAAACGUCUCAACAGAUUCUGCAAACUUGUUAAACAGUGGCUUGGAUAUUUUCAUGAAGAGAUUAUUAAAACCCUGUUUGAAUUUAGCUUCUUCAAGGUCUGAAAGCAAGGUUUCCAAUAAAGUUUAUCAUGUGGCUAGGUCCUCUACAAAUGGAAUAAGGCCGCUGACAGUUGUACAAAAUUCCAAUCAAUCGUUUUCUGUGUCAAUGGCCGACUUUCAAGUCGCAAUGCAAUCAAAUUCCCAAAUACUUGGGGAAGAUUGGCCAAUACUACUGGAGAAGAUGUUGUGUGCAACCGAGGAAUAUUUGAGUGGGUAGUCUGUUAUUUGUUGUGUAACAGUAACUUUGGCGUUCAUCUGAAAACCUGACGACCUAUUAUUGGGACUACAGAAGCUCAUCUAACUAUUUAGGUGACACAAUUGAGGUGAACUUAUGUGGUCUAGAGCUGCAGCAAAUUUUGGAUAGUUAGGCUAGAUUGUAUAUAUGUUACACAUCUGAUUUCUGAUUAUUUCUGAAUUGGGAGUUCUUAUCUCAUAAACUAUAAAUGGAUAUGGAUACUUGUAAGGUUGUAGCAAUUAUACAGAGGUUUAGUGGUCUCUUCAACUUAACUAUAUGACAUCUUAUUUGUCUCAUUGUCCUUCUAUUUUUAAUAAAUAACCUUUUCUGA
Salvia miltiorrhiza (redroot sage) is the source of this 1981-nucleotide messenger RNA. RefSeq lists its product as uncharacterized. The transcript has 2 exons. Gene Ontology annotation, cellular component: SAGA complex. The record is from RefSeq and is a predicted model, not a curated record. The coding region runs from base 571 to 1632 and encodes 353 amino acids. Gene Ontology annotation, molecular function: transcription coactivator activity. Gene Ontology annotation, biological process: regulation of transcription by RNA polymerase II. NCBI's taxonomy places the organism in Eukaryota, Viridiplantae, Streptophyta, Magnoliopsida, Lamiales, Lamiaceae.